AUGCUUCCUCAUAAGUUGACACCUCUUUUGGAUCAUUCGUUUCGAAAAGUUGUGAAAUGUGACUUCUUUUUCGUCUCAAAACGGCCGAUACUUAAAAAUGAUUAUCCUUCCAGGGGAUUACCGAGACUGCGAGACCUCUCCAUCCAGCACACCCCUCUUGAAACCGUCUCGCCGUUUGCCUUCGCCGGCCUGCAAAACAUCAGCGCCAUUUUCCUCAGCUACAACAAAAUCAAGAAAGUGGAGAGCUACGCCUUCGCUGGCACGAUCAACUUGAAGCAGUUGGUGCUCGCCCACAAUCCCCUACUUAAACUCGAGAGUAACGCCUUCACUGGAAUGACCGAAAUCGAUCGCAUCACGUUGCCAUCGGGCAUUCGGACUUUGGAGGCGGAUUGCUUCAAUGGGCUGGACACGUUGGGACAUUUGCAGUUGGCUUUCAUGGACUUGCGGCACUUGAAGGGCGGCAUUUUUCGCGGCCUGACCAACGUCAAUUACUUAUCCAUCCAGGAGUCCGAUUUGGGGAACAUUGAAGGGGACGCGUUCAACGACAUGACCUUCGUCAGGAACCUGAACAUACUCAACAACAAAAUCGACUCGAUUCAGUGGUUGAAUUUUACGUGGGAGCAACACGUGGGACAUUUACGGUUCCAAGGCAACCACAUCCUGGAGAUACCCAGAGCCGAGACCCUUUUAGUGGAAGUGGAAAAGUUGACUGUGAUACAGAACCAUUUUCCAUGUGACUGCCACGUUCAUUCGCUGCUCGAUGGGCCGCUGGCCAAUGGUAGUAUGAUUCACUUUGUCUCAAAAAACUACUGUAUAUCUCCUUUGGAGGUGAACGGGUUGCCGAUGAGUAGCAUAGACAUUGACUCGAUCGGGCGGUGUCAGGAGGAAGUGACGCGAGGCAACCUGGAGGCCUCCAAGGACUCGAGCAGCAGCGCUCAGCGCCUGAGCAUCUUUUGCAGUUACUUGAAUUUAAUGUUGUACUUUUUGAAACUGUUGCGGAUCACAUAGGCCAUUCCCGCCUGUUGUUGUCUCGGUGCGAACCAAACAGAAGGACUUAAAAAAUUGUGAUAUUUUUUUAGAUCGCUUUUGGCUCAGCAACAUUGACAAUUUGCCUGAAAAUCAUGGAGAAAUUGGCCUAAAGGCUGUCAGCACUUUCUUACUACUGAAGGAAAUUUUGGUACAGGAUGCUUCCUCAUAAGUUGACACCUCUUUUGGAUCAUUCGUUUCGAAAAAUUGUAAAAUGUGGUAAACACUGAAGUUGUUCAUUAUAACUCAGCUUUUAAAGUCUGCUGUUAAAAUGAAACCUUUUCCACCCCACAACGUGUGCCCGGUAGUACUUUUUCAUGAAAAUUUUACAUCUGGAAUGGAUGAGUUGGUUUUUUUCCCGUGGCCCUCCCAUAGCCCAGACUUAAUACCUCUUGAUAAUUUUCUGAACUAUGUAAAGAAUAUUGUGCUUAAAAAUCCAGUUACAACUUUUGAUUGUUUACGCCUUAGAAUAGUGGACGCAGUAAACUGAAUAUAGGAAAUGUGUGGGUUUAAAUGGAGGUCACAUAGAGAAUAACAGAUUUUAAUUUUAUCGUUUUUCCUCAUUUUUUUAAAUCAAGAAUU
Messenger RNA from Dendroctonus ponderosae (mountain pine beetle), 1608 nucleotides. RefSeq names its product leucine-rich repeat-containing protein 15-like. The record is from RefSeq and is a predicted model, not a curated record. The transcript is spliced from 2 exons. Bases 1 to 1008 code for a protein of 335 amino acids. Lineage: Eukaryota; Metazoa; Arthropoda; Insecta; Coleoptera; Curculionidae. Gene Ontology annotation, cellular component: plasma membrane.